AUUUAUUAAUGUUUGCUAAUCUUCCUGGAAAAGUAGCCCUGAUAACUGGUUCAACAAGUGGCAUUGGCUUGUCUGUUGCAAAGAAAUUAGCAUCCCAAGGUGUUCACAUAGGACUCAAUGGGUUUGCAAAACCAGAGGAAAUUAGUGCAAUCAGAAAAGAAAUUGAGAACUAAUUUAAAGUAAAGACCUUUUAUCAUGGUGCUGAUUUGAAAGAAGGUCCUCAAGUAUUUUAGACUAAUAGAGAUAGGUUAAAAGUAUGGUGCAGGAAACUAGCAAGGCUCUAGGAAAUGUUGAUAUCUUAGUCAACAAUGCUGGAAUUCAAUAUAUUGAGUCAGCAGUAAACUUCCCAGAAUAGAAAUUCAAUGACAUUAUUGCAAUUAAUCUCACAGCAGCAUUUCUUACAACUAAAUAUACAUUACCAUAAAUGCUUGAUAAAAAUUGGGGUCGUAUUAUCAAUAUUGCUAGUGUUCAUGGUAAUAAAGAUAAAUGAAUGUUUAGGUUUGGUUGCAUCUGUAAACAAAUGUGCAUAUGUAGCAGCAAAACAUGGAAUUGUUGGGUUAACAAAAGCAACAGCUCUUGAAGUUGCCAAAACAGGUGUUACUAUUAAUGCAGUUUGUCCUGGAUGGGUAAUGACCAAAUUGAUUGAGACAUAAAUCUAAUAAAGGGCUGAUUAAUAUAAAAUAUCAUUUGAAGAAGCUCAAAUUAAAUUAUUAGAAGAAAAGUAACCAUCUGUAACACCAGUUUAAAUUGAAUAAUUGGGAGAUUUGAUUACGUUCUUGUGUUCUGAUUCAGCUUCAUAAAUCAAAGGAUCUGCAUAUACCAUGGAUGGAGGAUGGACAGCAUAAUGA
Molecule: messenger RNA, 848 nt
Organism: Paramecium octaurelia
Lineage: Eukaryota; Ciliophora; Oligohymenophorea; Peniculida; Parameciidae
Source: the annotation of a GenBank genome assembly